AUGGCGCCAACAGCAACGUUUUCAACGCUUCCGCUGGGUCCGCUGGGCACGGUGGUGCUGUACUUGACGGUGGCCGACAUGGCGCAGUUGAUCGGGACGAACAAGGAGAUGAACACGAGCGCUCUCGACUCGCCCGAGUUCUGGCGGGAGCGUUGUUGCGGCACGUUCGGCCGUCACGUCGACUACAUCGAGUCCGUUGGCAAGAACGAAUUUCUAGCGUUCCACAUGGCAAAGGUGCUGAUGCUGCCAGGCGAGUCGAAAACCAACUCGCGGUUGCCGGGAACGGAAGCAUUCGAACGAUCCGUGUGGACGCGUCAGCUCCUGAGCUUUUCCGUGGGCGCGUCGAGCCAAGACAGAAACGACGAGGGUCCGUCUCACACGCUGUUCGAGUCGCGAUGUGCGAGGAUGCUCGAGGAUAUGCGGUGUGGGAAGAUGCCCCGAGAGGCGGUGGCUUCGAUCGGGAAGCGAUGCCAGAGCGAUUGUGGGUGCGUGUGGCUCGACAAGUGCUACUGGUCUAGCGAGCCUUCACCCACUGCAGACAAGGAAGAGUGGCUUGACUACGACAUGCAGGAGAACACGGUUGCGGUGGCUGUCUCGUUCAUGCUGACCCCGUACACGUCCUUCUGGCAGCCCGAACAGCCCACGUACAACCCAAUCGAGGCUUGCUUUCAGCUGAUGCACCCUCAAAUCGACGGGGGCAAGACGCCUUACUACGAGAGCCCUCGUUUCUUUGUGGACCCCCACAUGAAGCGCCAGCAGUUUAACUUGCCCCGGCCGAUCGUGAGUUUCGGCGGGCGGGUCAGGAUCCGCCUCUUGGGGAUGGCGCAAAGGCAAACCUUGCCGGAGAGCGUGGGUGCGACAGCCAACCACUACCACACCUGCAUCUCCUACGCGGCGCUUUGCGGGACCUUCCUCCUUUCUUGCUCCAUUGCCAACCACCCUGAUGGCCCGGCAAGCCGGAGCGCCAAGAUUCCCCCUGUUGCUACCAUUGGCAAAGGACGAGGAGGAGGAGGAGGAGGAGGAGGGGGCGAGGAUGUCGACCAGGGAGGAGGAGCCACCAGCCCUAUCAAUAGGAUUGAGAAGAACAAUGAUAAGUUGCGCAUGCGGUGGGCCGUGCUUGUGCACGUGUACCCGGCCAACAAGUCAGACAACGAGGCAGCCCUCGACAACAACGGAGAGAAAAAGCCUCUCAAGGUUAAGGUUUUCGGCGACACGCCCUGCCUUGAACUCCUUGAGCUCUACUCGAAGAUGUACUUUCCUGACGAAGAGCGUGCCCGGCUGGUGCUGGCGGGAGGGAUGGAGCUCCCCGCUGAAGAUGGCAAGCUCGUUGGAGAGUUCGCCGUCCACGGAAAGCUGUCCCUUGUAGACCCGUCCCGACAGUAGUGGGAUCGAAAGAAAAAAACGCUGCGAGGGCGUGGAGCUUUUCGCCGGAACGAUGUGCUGUCAGGGUCGAGUUACGGCCUGGCGUCGGCUAGUGCAUACCAUGCAUAUAUUAUGUAGUACAUAACCACACUAGUUUGGAUCGACUGAUUGCUGUCAAUACACGCUGUUGGUUGGUUGUUCCGUGCCUGCGACAAGGACGGUGUGCUGUGACGUCACUUACAAGUGGCUGUUGUUGUUUGUUUCUUCACUUGGUGCGCACGAGCAUGGUGGUUGUCUAUCGCCAGUGGCUGCUAGCUGUGCCUUAGAAGACGACUGCCCGGGUGGCUCGCAUAAUUGUUGUCGAUGGCAUCGAUUCUCCCUUGGGGACGUUGCCACUGCCAUCUAGUUUCGGUCCUAGACCUAGACUACGGCAUAGUACUCAUGGCAAGGCUGUAUCUCGCUGCUAUUCGGUGCUCGAGGUUGGUGGUCUGAACGACAGCGAGGGACUAGUGACAUGGCUUACAGCCCUGUUCAGUCCGUAAACUGCCAGCACCGGCCGUACUCGUAGAUUAGUGUUUGUGUAAUGAGGUGGCGAACCAUGGGCAGUUCUACCGUGAGGAGACGAGCUCUCGCUGUUGGAAAUGUUAAAUCUUGGGAGCCUUCCCUUCAUGUGAUGGGUGAUGGUGCGAGGCAACCAGUCUGCACUAGCACAUUUGAGAGCUUUGGCGGUGGGGUUAGAGGAAGCGGCGGCAACGACGUGCUGACUUGACGAUCACACCGAGCAAACAGCACGGACCUCUAUAAAGCGCCGGCGUACGUAGCGGUAGCCAAGGCCGGCUGCUAAUGGGAGGACGGGAGAAAAUCAUCGGCCUCUCUGUCACCAACGGUGCUAACGAUAGCGUAGCCGACCGAUUGAUUUGGUCCGUGACCUUUUUCGAACGUAUCAAGAUGAUUGUGAGCGGUGCUAGACGAACAUCGUGGGGGCCGGGGGCUGGGGGGGAGGAUCGCGGUGAUGCUUUCGGCAGAUAGAUAUCUAUCAGCGGUCAUCUGUGGUACUAAAUUAAUGCAGUAAUACUUGACGGGAAGGUAAUGUAAUAUUUCUGUGAUGGUGUGUAUAUUCGAAUAGAUUCACUGCAUAACUCUCUUCGCAAGUUUUAGGGGGCAUGGGAACGUGAGCAAGCCGUUGGGCUGAAUUUGCUGAGAAUACGCCAAGAAAACGUACGUAAAAUACUUCACAGAAGGUCAGUCGAGAGAGGGGGCGCCGCAUGUGUG
Messenger RNA from Ectocarpus siliculosus, 2634 nucleotides. The record is from the annotation of a GenBank genome assembly. NCBI's taxonomy places the organism in Eukaryota, Phaeophyceae, Ectocarpales, Ectocarpaceae.